CAAAGAAAGGAGAACGCAUUGGCAUUGGUAGACAAAUCAAUAAUUUGCAAUGAAAAUUCCAACAGCGUGGAUGUUGUGUGUGGCUUUGUUAUUGUUUAUCAACUAUGCUAGUUGCCAUACAAGAGACAUGACGCCAUCUAUGAAAGCUAAACUAGAGGAAAAGACUGAUCAAGUCUUUGCAGAGAUACAAAAACAACUUGACGAACUUGAAAUACUUAAGAAUGAUGAAAGAACAAAAAAAUCUGUAACGGACGGCGCAGAAGAAUCAAAGGAUGCUAUAAAGAAAUUAAAUGAUCCAAACCAUAUCAUGAAAGCGUUGGAUGCCGUAAGAGGAAUUGGUCCAAGCCUAGGAAAGUUUAAGUCAGGAGAUCCUUACGAUGCUGCCGAAGCUGCUUUUGCUCUUAUUGCUACAGUAUCAGCUGCUCUACCAUCUCCAGCAGGACCAGCGUUAUCAGCUGUUGCGUCAGUAAUUUCAGCCAUUAUACCUCUUUUUAAACCUGCAAAAAAUGUAAGAGUAUUUGAUACAAAGCUAUAUUUCACGGAUCGCACGCACCUUUUGUUUUGAUAUUUUUUCUCAAGACGGAAGAUUGGAUUGAAAUUGCGUUUUCUUUGCAUACUUUUAUAGGCGAAGGCAGUGCGUAGUAAACUUUAGUAUAACUUUUGUUUGCAGGGUCUAAGAUAACUAAGUAUUACUGUUAAGUUUUUACUUGCGUAUAUUCUUUUGCGAGAACUGCAAAGAACAUAAAAGCUACCACAAAUACAACAUUAAGCUGGUUUGACAUAACGUGAGAAAAAAUUCCGUUCAGAAUUUUAACCUAGCAAAAAUGAAAUAUAGUUCAUAGCAAGAAUAAAUGUUUUUAUUUAUUGAUCAAAAAAUUGAACAAAAACAAUAUAUGUCCUUUCAGUUUUGCUAAAGCCUUAAGGGGUGGUACACGAUCAAGUUAAUCCCCCCCCCACCCUCAAUAACUUUUCAUAGGGUUGUUCAAAUUGAAUCAAACUUCGCACACUUAUAGUACGUCAUAAAAGGAACAAAAUCGCAGGAAUAAAUUUUUUCUUGCGUCAAUAAAUUUUCUGUGACGUCAUCAGAACCUGAAAGUUUGUUAAAAAUGCCACUAUCAGCUUAAAAUGUAAUUACGUUUGUUCUUGUUGGAAUUUUUGCAUUCUGUUUGAAGUUUUUAAAAGCUAAAUAAAAGUUACUUAAUUUUUUUUCCGUUUUUUACAUGAAUCGCAUAAAAAACUGCCAAACAUUGCCCGAUAAUCCGGUUUUUUUCUGAUUUCGGGGAAAAUCCGACAAAAUCGAGAAAUCGGAUUAAUCACGAGUCCAAAUUAUACAAAAUGAUUCUUUAUAAAACAAAGUUGUGUUGUAAGUUUCAAUUUCUAAGGAUAAUCCUAACAGGAGUUAAAUUUUCCCCAUUAUAAGGACUUCAUAGAGAAUUUUAGGGGUUGUUUUAAG
Messenger RNA from Hydractinia symbiolongicarpus, 1453 nucleotides. RefSeq names its product toxin CaTX-A-like. The record is from RefSeq and is a predicted model, not a curated record. Bases 50 to 565 code for a protein of 171 amino acids. Lineage: Eukaryota; Metazoa; Cnidaria; Hydrozoa; Anthoathecata; Hydractiniidae. The transcript is spliced from 2 exons.